Messenger RNA from Coregonus sp. 'balchen', 23611 nucleotides. Lineage: Eukaryota; Metazoa; Chordata; Actinopteri; Salmoniformes; Salmonidae. The record is from the annotation of a GenBank genome assembly.
AUGUGUCAGCAGCAGCGCCAGCGUCCUCUUAUCAGGGAGGCACUGGGCACGAGGUGGAAUGUGUUCUGGCACGACAGGUAUUCGUAUCAGGCUGAUCUGGGAUGUCUUGAAGCGCCCGAGCUGUUAAUCUUGUAUAUCACGUUACCCCAUUUCCCUUUCACUGGGCUGCCCUGGCAUGGAUGGGGCUGUGCCAGUGUCUGACUGGCCUUGAAGUUUGGAAUUGAACUAGUCUGUGUGAGAGAAUCAACUUUUUUAAAUCUAAAAUAUGUGGCAACAAAGAAGAGCUAUAGGACAUUUAGGCAUGAACUGAUCAGCUAUUUUGCUAUGCAUUAUUUGCAGCUAUGAAGCAUUUGUUAAAUGCCUCAUGUUGACAGUUGGCUUAUUAUGUGCAUGAUACUCAUGACUUAUUCUUGCUCUGUCUCUCUUCAGAAUGGCGCUGGACAUCUAUGACUCUCAGUACCUGGUGAUCCUGGCCCCCUCCCUGGUUAUCGCCCUCAUCUUCCUCUUCUUCUGGCUCUUCAUGAAGGAGACCUCUUAUGACGAGGUGCUAGCCAGGCAGAAACGAGAUCUCAAGCUGCCACCCUCCAAACCAGACACCCGCAAGAAGAACGACAAGAAAAAGAGCAAGAAGAAGGAGAGCAGUAGCGGAGGAGGUGGCGGAGGAGGGGGAGGAGGAGAGUCUGAGGAAGACCUGCGGGACUUCGACGUGGCUGACGCAGUGAGCAGCUCCACCGCUGAGGAGGAGGAGCCUACCCCUGUGGCGCCACCCACCCCGGUUCCUGCCCCUGUGGCAACGCCAGCCGAGGCCCCUGCAGGGUUGAGGGAGAGGAAGAAGAAGGAGAAGAAAGCCGCCAAAGCUGCAGCCGCUCCCCCUGCCGAGGAACCUGAGGUGAACGGCACCAAGCAAGCUGGCCGCAAAGCAGAGUCCCCUGCCCCAAUGGCUAAACCCAGUCCCCCCUCACCCCAGCCUGACCCCCAGCCUCAGCCCCCAUGCCAGGCCCAGACCCCAUCCCAGCCCUCUGGCAAGAAGAAGAAGGAGAAGAAGCAGAAGACAGAGUCUGGUGAGUAGAAGGCCAGAGUGGCUUUAGUAGGAUGAGGAUGUGUGGUGCCUGGUGUGCUUGCCUGUGUCUGCAAACGGGGCUAGUGUCUUCCCUGAGGCCACUCAUCAGUGUCUGAGUGCUCAUCUAUUCUCCCGAAUCAAAUCUGAUUAUUUAAAGCACAGUAUGAGUAGGGAGCGGGAGGGAGUUUGUUACAAUGGCCAUUAACCUCAAAAUACCUUCUACACAAAUGUAUCUAUCAAAAGGCCAUCAUAAUGGCAUAUUUUUUCCUCGUAUCUCUAAAACCUAAUUGUCCUCUUGUUCGUUCCUGUCUAGUGGAGGAAGAGAUGAAGGUGGAGAAGGCUCCAGCUCCAGUCAAAAAGGAGGCUCCGGUGCCGAUGGAAACCAAAGCCCAAGAUAGUGCUGCCCCCCUAGCCACCACCACAACCAGUGGCAAGAAAAAGAACUCUGCCAAGAAGCAGAAGACUGAGCAUGGUAAGGAUGAUGAAUACUUACUGAUACUGCAGUGUAAUCAGAGUCAGAGCAGGUUCAGAGACAUUGUUUGAAGCUGCUAGCAGAAAGCAGAAGAAAUCUAAAUCUGCCUUUUUUGAAAAUGAAAUCCUUGGGCCAACUGUAUCUCGAUUUUUGUGUCUUGUCUGGUACCAGAUAUGACCAUGUGCUUCUGUCUCCCCCAUCCCUAGUGGAUGAUGUCCAGGCUGACUCUGCGGCUUCUGCCAACCACAAUGAUGAUGCGCCCUCCAAGGGGAGUGGCAAGAAACAGAAGAACGAGGCCAACAAAGGUGCGAAACCUACACUCCAACAUAUAGCUACUAUACCAUGUUUAAACCUCACAUAUGAACAGUGACAUUUUGUAAAUGUAUUUACACUGCACUAUUCUAUUCCACACUCAGCUACCAUACAACACAUAAUAUAAUUAAUCCUCUACCUGUAUGUGUGUAUUUGCAGAGAACUCUGAGUUGAAGCUGAAGGAGCUGCUGGUGAGCCUGGGUAGUCUGGCCUUGUCACAGGCAGAGGCUGUGAGUGUGGUCACUGUGCUUAAAGAGAAGAACCCCUCUGCCCUAGACGCCUGGCAGAAGUCUGCAGCUAAGGCUGACCCCUCAUCCCUGGAGAGAGAGAGGCUCCUCACCACUCUGCAGGAAGAGGCCUCCAUCGCCAAGGACAAGGUCCAGCAGCUCAGCAAGGUACAGCUGCACACACUCAUAAGAUAACCCUAAGAUACCAGUACAAUAAAGCAUAUCCUUUGACUACAUCACUGGUUGAUUACCUGUGGCUUGGUGACAUUUCACUCUGCUGCUGUUUCUGCCCAUCCCUCUGUUAGGAGCUGCAGCAGGAGAAGCAGAAGACUGUUAGAGCGGAGGCUGUUCUGAGGGACCAGCGUGGGGCAAUUGAGAAGGAGCUGAACGUCGUGCAGGCUAAAGCCCAGGGAGAGCUCCAGGGCAUGCAGAUGAAGGUGACCACCAUCCACCACUAAUACAACCUUUACCUUAACAGGCCAAACCUCAACUACCAUCACCCUUUACUGUCAUGCUUAAUACUCAGACAUCAGUCCUAAGGCAGUAUACAGAGUAGUGUUUCCGAUGCUGUAUGUUAGGUGGUAUUGACUCCCAGUGUUGUGUACUGUGUAGUUCCAGAAGCUGAGGGAGCAGCUGGAGGGUCAGAUCGCCAGGCUGCAGCAGGAGAACGCCAUCCUGAGAGACGCAGUCAGCUCUGCCACCAACCAGAUGGAGAACAAGUGAGAGCCACUUCCCAGCCCUCCUAGUUUGUAAAAAUGUUAAGGUCUUUGUUGUCCCCCACGUUCGUACGUUAGUCACACACGAUACCUCAGACAGCACUGGCCCGAUUUUGACGAAAUUUGGGUGAGCGAUGCGUCUUGCCAUAGAGAUCCGGCAUUUACAAAAUUAUACUGAUUGGUCAGAUGGUGGCACUAUAUGCAAUAAAAAAUAAAACAACUGGAAAGAUUUUCUGUUCAAAAAUUCCAAAUGACAUCCGUUUGACUGGUUUGUAAGGAAAUAGAAAGCUGUGAAAACGACCCAACAUGUUUCUGAUGAGAUUUCAAUUUGGCUUGGAUGCAUAUUUUUGUGGUUGAAAUACCGUCAGCAUUUAUGAUGCUGAUAAAGAUAGCACCUCUACAGACGGUAUCUAACUGCGCAUUCGCAUUCUCUCAAGAUGCUGAAAUAAAUAAAUCAUAUUUCUCUGCUCCUGUUCCCAAGUCCAAAUGUUGCCUACAUUUGGUAUCAUUUUACUCCAAGAAAUGCUUCAUUCUGCAGCAGUAAAUAUUAAGGCUGUGAGAGAGGUUAUAGACCUACAGUGUGUCCAGAUUUAACGCAUGUUUUUUGUAUUUUUUUGUUAGUAUUUUACCCCCUUUUUCUCCCCAAUUUCGAUCUUGUCUCAUCGCUGCAACUCCCCAACGUGCUCGGGAGAGGUGAAGGUGGAGUCAUGCGUCCCGCCUAACCGCGCUCCUUAACAGCCACCAGCCAGCCACACCAAUCUGUCGGAGGAAACAGUUUAACUGGCAACCGGGGUCAGCCUGCAGGCACCCGGCCCACCACAAGGAGUCGCUAGAACGCGAUUAGCCAAGUAAAGCCCCCCUGGCCAAACCCUCCCCUAACCCGUACGAUGCUGGGCCAAUUGUGCGCCGUCCUAUGGGACUCCUGGCCACGGCCGGUUGUGGCACAGCCCAGGAAUGAACCCGGGUCUGUAGUAACGCCUCUAGCACUGCUAUGCAGUGCCUUAGACCGCUGCGCCACUCGGGAGGCCCCAUUUAACCCAUCUUAACAGUAGGAUACAGUUCCUUUGACGUGCCAUAGGCCUAUUUGAAGUCCCCGUCUUGUGACUGUCGAAUUUGUAUAGCGCCUCACAAUCAUCACACAUAACAUAGCCAGACACCACUGGCCCCAUUUUGACGAAACUUGGGUGAAUGAUGCGUUUUGUCAUAGAGAUCCUUAAUUUACAAAAUGACACUGAUUAGGGGAUGACAUGUUUACUGUUGCCUUGUUUGGUAUUGUAUCGCAUCGUAGGAAUACUAGUUGUCUUUGAGGCAUGGCAUUGAUGAGUGUGUGGGUUGUAAUAGUCGGUGUGGUGUGUAUGGCAGGCAGUCAUCGGAGCUGAACCAGCUGCGCUCGGAGUACUCUGGUCUGAUGAAAGAGCUGGCGGAGAACAACAACAAGCUGCAGCAGGAGGAGCACCAGAGGAAGUCCCUGGAGGUCAACUACAAGCAGAACGUGUCUCAGCUAGAGGUAUGCUGUCUGUCAGGGGAGGGGCCCGUGCCUAACACAGGCAUCUUAUUUAGUUAUUUAUUCAGCUCAUAGUUCACUAGGCUGCCCCACAGAGAUGAAACACAAAGGAAUCUCUCCUUCAUGGUGAGGACUGGACUGUUUAGGGUUUCUCACUGUAACCGUGGGAGGGCCUGUGUCUGUCCAUCCUAAGGAGGGCUGGGUGGGCCUGUUUCUGUCCAUCCUAAGGAGGGCUGGGUGGUGUGUAAUAGAACAAGGAAGUGGAGAAUUUGUUGGCUCAGGAAGUUAGGGCUGUUUGAAGCUUUGUGCUCAGUAUAAACACUGCUUCCCUGCAACGCACACCCAGGUUGGCCUUUCUUGUGUUUGUCAUCACCAUAAGCACAGUACAGUACAGUGAGAGGUUGUCAGUGUAUGUACACUGUUAAAAUGCUAAAUGUCAUGGUGUCCCGUGGUCACCAGGCUCAACUGCAGGACGCUAAGCGCGGCUGGGAGGAGCUCCAGAACUACCUCCACAAUGUCAACGCAGAGAGGGAGAAACUUCAUGCUGCUAAAGAAGGUGAUCACAGAGAUUCUAUAAACAGACCUCUGAAACUCAAGCUAAUGCACCUCCCAUUGCUAAUAAGUAUUAAGAAUAUUUGCAAGCCAAUUUUGAGCACCAUUCUCAUGAGCACCACAUGUAUAAGUGGCUUGUGUUUUAUACCCAGUAAGUUAUUUUAUCUGGUGUGCCUCUCCUCUCUCAGAGCUGCAGAGCCAGUUGCUGGCGGUGGAGACAGAGAUGAGCAACAAGAAUAAGGAGAUCCAGACGCUGCACAGCAGCCUGACCGACACCAUCGUGUCCAAGGACCAGGUGGAGCAAAAGGUGAUGCAGCUGCUGGAGGUGUCCCAGCACAGCCUUGCUGAAGACUCAGUGCAGGUCCAGGUAGGGGAACACAGCCCUUAUUGUUGUAAUGACAGAUGUGAUGUGUAUAACAAUAACACGUUCCCUAGUGUGUGCAUUCACCAAUGAUUUACAGUUGACAGUUAUACUUGGAUGUUGUGGUUAUUGUGCCAGGUGUGGACAGGUCGUCUUUACACUCGCAAACCUUUCAGAAACAAGGGAGAGGGGUAGUUAAAAAGGGUGAAACGGCUUGGAUGAGAAACUGGGGGAUAAAACAAUAGGCUUCUUUUUAAGUAUUUCUGUAAUAUUUAUAUUUUUUGCACAAAGAUAUUCUGGUAUGCACUGAAAAUAACCUCCUUUGUUCCUAACAGGAUCUCCUGAGUGAAAAAUGUGGCCUUAAGGCCCAGAUUGAGACUCUGCAGGCCCAGUUGAGCUCCCAGGUAUGGACGAGCAUGUUUCACCCUUUAGUUCAUCAACAAGAGUCGAUAUGUUUCUAUUUGUAUACCGGUAUGUGAGUGUGUUGUGACUACUGUCUUCCCUCCUCUUUCAGGCCACUACUGUCUCCCACUUUGAGGAGCUGCAGAAGCUGUAAGUGUUUUACAAGUCGAAAUGAAUGCCCACCCCACUUGCACAUGUGCUUAGCCUGAUCUUUGAAUGUCCAUUUGUUCCAUAUAAUGUCCUCUCUGACUCUUCUCGCUGUCCUAUGGGUUGUGUUGCUGACUCCGGUCAUGUGUGGUUGUGUCCAGGCUGGCUGAGAAGGAGCUGCAGAGGAAAAGUCUGGAGGACUCCCUGAAUACUGAGAGGAGCAGUGGCGCCAUCAGGGAAAAUAACAUGCAGGUACCUACAGUAAAACUCUAUAAUACUGUCUAAACCCCCAUUUAUUACACCAGCUCUGUAUAUUAUGGUCUGUUAACUGGCUGGAAUGUGUUGAGCUGUAGGAAUGCUGCACACAGUACGGUGGUUUGAUUUGAAGGGCUUACUGUACAUACAAUUUCUGUCUUCGUGAAGCAUAUUAGCUAAUAGUUAUAAAACAGAAAUAUGACAAUCCCUCUGGGCCCCUUUUGUCCAUUUAUCAAAGUGAAUUAGAUGGAAAUAUUUGUAUUAGUAUAAAGAUAUUAUCAAACUACUGUAGACCUACAUACAUACUGUCAACUUAAUAGUAAGAUAUCUCCUUCAUAUGAUAUUAAUGUUGUUGACUGGGCCUCCUGCCCUCACCCUCAUUUAUCUUUUUCUUCUCUCUCCACAGGCCAUGCACAAUGAGAACAUGGCACUGAAGGCAGAUCUCCAGAAUCAGAUUUCUGAACAGGUCAGAAGUGAAAAACGCCUGUUUUCUUAGAUGGAACUCCUGCUGUGAUCUACCAGUCCCUCAGUAUGCACACCCUCUGACAACCUCUCUCUCUCGCUCUCCUUCUCUCCUCUAGACUGUUUCUCAGCUGGCCUUGGACCAGUUCCAGAAGAGGUGUGUGCAUUUUAAAGCAGUUUAGAUCCUGCCAGGGAGUUGACUGUUCUGCUUCCCAUUGUAUCUAGUUACAUAAAAUGUGCACUAAUAUGAUCCUUAGUGGUGGGUAGUUUUACAAGUAGAUGAACUGUCGUCUUCUUGCCUCUAUUUAGAAACGUGGUUUUAAGACCACACCAGAAAACAAUGCUAUAAUUCACGUUGACCCUGUCUCACCAUGUGUCUCUGUGUUUGUGUUGUGCCCCCCGUAGUGUUCAAGAGCGGGAGGAGAAAAUCAAGACUGUGGAGGACCUACUGAAGAUGGGAAUGAUUGAGGUGGCCAAUAAGGAGGAGGAAUUGAAGGUGAGUAGGGGUCAAGGGUCGGGAAUGAGCUUGACCCGCCUGACAUCACAGUGGUGAUCAUUGUGUAGACAAAUAUUGUUCAAGUGUUGUUUAAAAUCAAAUUGCUUUGUCUGUCUGUCAGACUGUAAGAGAAGAGAAGAAUGCUCUGAAACGAGAGAUGGAGGCUUUAAUGCUUCAGACUACUGAACAGGUAAGUACCCACACUGAUCUGCUGUGUUUUUAUUUUGGAGAGUCUCGACCCCGUUCCCUCAUUGGAUUCUCACUUCAUUUUUUCCUCUUGUCUUUUCCUACACAGACAUCAUCUGAUUUGAUAGUGGAAGGUCUACAGAGCAAGUAAGUCAAUAAAAAUACCACUUUUUGUCUAGCAACUGCUAUGAAACAUCUUGCCACAUUCAUGGAUAAUUUGUUCUGUGUUCAAUAAGUUUUGUCAUUCUGUGUUUAAAGGAUCCAAGAGAAAGAUGAGCAGAUUAAGUCAAUGGAGGAGAGCCUACAGGCAGCACAGGCGAGUGGCUCCAGCAAUGGGAUGACCAUUGAGGUGUGUUUUCAUAGUUCUACUUCUUUUACUCUCUCUCUCUCUCAGCUGUAUGUCAGAAACAUCAUAUGGCAAUGUACUCUGCAUUUUGAUUCAUGUGAUUUUGUAAUGCCAGACUUGUAACAAAUGUGAAAUGAAAAUGUUUUCACGUUUUAAACAUUGUAUAUAGUGUGUUUUGACUUUGCCCAAUGUUACAGUUUUGAUUCUGGAUUGUACUGUGCUGUGUCUCCCUGCUGGGUGUUGAUGUGACUGUGUGUGUGUUGUCCCUGCAGUCUCUGGAGCAGCAGGUGGCGGGGCUGCAGGCUGACAUGGAGCAGCUGAGACAGAAGCAGGCUGAGGACACCACCAGUGCCAGAGACCAGCUCCUAGAACUACAGACACAGUAAGUCUACUGGACUAUCCCUCCACUCUGACCUACUCUACUGCAUUGUACUCUGAGAUGUUAGACUAACACACAGUCUUUGUCCAGGCUUGCUGCGAAGGACCAGGAGAUCCAGACACUACAGAGUGAGUUGGAGACAAGGGCCAAGGAGGUGAGCGACAAGGUGCAGGAACUACAGCAGAGACAGGUGAGGGAAGAGGUGGAAACAGUUUAUUGGUGACCUUUAUUGGCUGAAUGGGAGAGUGAGAGAAAAGUUAACAACUUUUUUCUUCUUCUAGCAGACCCACACAGAGGCACCAAGCCCAGAACUGCUGACAGCGUGAGUCACUGCAAUACUUCACAGAAUUCCCUUCAAUAUACAGUAGGUGUCCCUUGGCAUGGGGCCACCCAGCAGUGUUGUGAUUGGUAGUGGUGGUAAUGUAUGUGUGGUGGUGUUCUGUCCUCCAGGUUGGCAGAGAAGGAGAAGCAGGUGUCUGAUCUCCAGGGAGAGCUGGCUAAGCUGAGGGAGUCCCUGGAGCUUCACAGGAAUAAGAACAACGUAGGUGUCCUGUCCUGCAGACAGUGCUGCUACUGCCUCAGCCCACACUACCAGUGUACCCUCCACAUCUCCAGUCUAGCCCUGCGAUACAUCUGCAGACCUCAUCCUUGAUGUGCUUCCCUAAACCACACCUCUCUGUGAUGUCACACUACCCAUGCAUAAUCUCCCUCUAUUCCUUUUACAAAGUGGUUAGGUUGCAUUUUGUUGCAGACUAGGAAUAUUUAUUAAUCUACUUUAAACUAUUCAAGCCAAUUAUACAUUUACAUUUUAGAGCAGUUAAUUUGCUAUUCUAUGCUUAUGCUGGCUAAGGCUUGCUACAAUCAAACAGUACAGUUUUUUAGGGCAGUCAGUAUACUCUGCUCUGUCCUUCGCCAUGUUUACAAGGACUGACUAUUUCUGUGUGUCAGCAUGCAUGUCUGUGCGUGUGAAUGCUCCGCUUAACAACGGCCUUGUUUUGCAGAGACAGACAGCUACCUGGUUUUGCAGAGACAGACAGCUACCUUGUUUUGCAGAGACAGACAGCUACCUUGUUUUGCAGAGACAGACAGCUACCUUGUUUUGCAGAGACAGACAGCUACCUUGUUUUGCAGAGACAGACAGCUACCUUGUUUUGCAGAGACAGACAGCUACCUGGUUUUGCAGAGACAGACAGCUACCUGGUUUUGCAGAGACAGACAGCUACCUGGUUUUGCAGAGACAGACAGCUACCUUGUUUUGCAGAGACAGACAGCUACCUGGUUUUGCAGAGACAGACAGCUACCUUGUUUUGCAGAGACCGACAGCUACCUUGUUUUGCAGAGACAGACAGCUACCUGGUUUUGCAGAGACAGACAGCUACCUGGUUUUGCAGAGACAGACAGCUACCUUGUUGACUAGCUCUAUAUUAUGUGAUUUGGCGUUUCCUAUCUAGACACAUUGGACUUUUUUGACAGUGAGUUGCAGCUCUCAUUCUUCACGUUAUUUCAGUUUGUCUAUGCCAAAGACCUCUACUGUGUUCCUAUCAGAGCUGUUUCACUGUUUGUUUUUGACAAUACAGUUUAGUAUCUGAUCCUUCUAAAGACUCGAUCAUUAGAUGGCCAACUCAUGUUAAGUUGAGCUUGACCCUUCGACUGGUUUACAGGUAAAAUGCAGUGAGGAUUUUCUUUAAACCUAGACUCCGAAACAGGAUAGGACAGGACAGCCGUGCAGAAAAGGAGAGUAAACAUUUUUUGCUAAUGGUUCUCUGUUCAUCCCUAUAUAAAGUGUGUUUGUGGGUCACUGCAUACUUUUCCCUGAGGCUGAACUGAAAGUGAUAUCUCUCUGAAACUGACCAGGAGCUUCGGGUGAAAAACUGGAGCGCUAUGGAGGCUCUGGCAGCCACCGAGUCCAUGCUUCAGGGGAAACUCAGCAAGGCCCUCAAGGUUCGGACCCCACUUCCAGUCUGCUUCACUCUAGAUUGAAAAUCUGAUGCAUCCCCAAACAGCUAUUGCCAUAAUCGACCAGUGAGAUUACUCCAUCAUUCAUACAUGCUGCUGCAUACUCAUUUCUCCUCUCCCUCUGCAUUCUGGCCCUGAAUAAUUGGCAGUCUGUCUCCAUUAAGCUAUUCCCCUCAGGAAUUUCGCAAAGACUAAUGUAUUUUUAUGUAGAAUUUUAACACUGCUCUUCUUGAGUUCUGCUUGCUAUUCCGCGCUAGAAUGUAUUGACCUCUUAAAGGACACAAUCUUCAGCCUCCUGAGUGGCGCAGCGGUCUAAGGCACUGCAUCGCAGUGCUUGAGGCGUCGCUACAGACCCGGGUUCGAUCCCAGGCUGUGUCACAGCCGGCUGUGACUGGGAGACCAUGAGGCGGCGCACAAUUGGCCCAGCGUCGUCCGGGUUAGGGGAGGGUUUGGCCGGCCGGGAUUUCCUUGUCCCAUCGCGCUCUAGCGACUCCUUGUGGCGGGCAGGGCGACUGCAUGCUGACUUUGGUCGCCAGCGGGACAGUGUUUCCUCUGACACAUUGGUGCGGCUGGCUUCCGGGUUAAGCGAGCAGUGUGUCAAGAAGCAGUGCGGCUUGGCGGGGUCGUGUUUCGGAGGACGCAUGGCUCUCGAACCUUUGCCUGUCCCGAGUCCGUAGGGGAGUUGCAGCAAUGGGACAAGACUAUAACUACCAAUUUGGAUAUCACGAAAUUGGGGGGGAAAUGUAAAAACUAAAAAAGGACACAUUCUUCUUGUCUUAUACAAUACAACUAUUUAUUUUAACUACAUCAAUUCCAAUAUAUAGUAAAGAAACUGACAUUUGAAAAUGAGUAUGCAGUGACUGACUCCAGAUUUCAUGUAGAUGGUCAUAAUAAGUUUGAGAUCCAUGGUCUUCACGAUGCUCCUCUCUCUCCCUGCCAUGUGCUUUCCUCAUUUUCUCUCCCCAAUCCAGCAUGUGUUCCAUUCUGCUUUGUGUAUAUACUGUCAUCAUUACAGCCAUCAGCCUCUAAUGAAAUUCUAUUCUAAGAUUUUCUAAAUCAAUUUGAUCUUGCAGAAUAGCCUUUUGAAAAAUAAUGUCCAGAAUAUGUGUAAUUAGUCAACAUAAUUGUUUUGUGUAAAAUAAUUGUUGGAAGCAACAAAACACGUACUGAAUAUCAGUGAUUUAUUAUAGAACUAUGGUGGUACUGUACUCUGUGUGGAUAUGUCUAUCAUGUUAUUGCAUCGAACCAUUAGAAACCAGACAGCCCCUCAGCUUAGCUGCUGUUUUAUAUCCACCCAGUUGUUUCCUAAGGAUUUUUUUGUCUUCUUACAUUUUUGACUUACAGGAGCGAUUGGGGUUAAGUGUCUUGCUCAAGGGCACAUCAGCAGAUUUUUUCCACAUAGUCGGCUCGGGGAUUUGAACCAGUGACCUUCCGGUAGCUGGCCCAGUGCUCUUAACCGCUAGGCUACCUGCCGCCCCUCUUCAGUGAGAAUCUGAUCUGCCAUGGCCCUUUGCUUAGCCAUAUGUAUUUAGGGAUGCACUAGUAAACCAUAGACUAACACAUUGCUCUCCUACUAUAAACAGUUGUGGGGGGUUCAGUGUAUUUUUUCCUUAGCUCAAACCGCCGGUGACCCCCGUUCCUCUCCAUGUCAAUACAGCAGACAGGGUACAUAGUGAACUGAUUUACCCAGCAGCUGCUCUCAGCCAUUUUGGUACAGUAAAAAUGACCUUAUUUAAGCUGAGUGGCUGAGUGUAAGAGUUUCUGGACACCUGUUGUGUACGCUCAGGAAAGUGCAUGCUUGUACACAUUCUAAAGCAUAUGUCGUAGUGUAGAGCAUAUUCUGAUCACAACACAAGGUGUUAAUGAGAGUAGAGGUGAAUGUGCCAGCUGUCUGUUACAGGACUCACUCCAUCGGAGGGUAAAGGGGUUAUACAGGACAUCGCUCUCCUUCUGGGAGUUUCAAGCCUUGUGCAGCUAAUGUGCUUAACGGUACCAACAUUGUGGUUUUUGUUAUCCGAGUGGCGCAGUGGUCUAAGGCACUGCAUCGCAGUGCUAGCUGUGCCACUAGAGAUCCUGGUUCGAGUCCAGGCUCUGUCGCAGCCGGCCGCGACCGGGAGAUCCAUGGGCGGCGCACAAUUGGUCCAGCGUUGUCCAGGGUAGGGGAGGGUUUGGCCGGCAGGGAUGUGGGUUCGUUUCCCACGGGGGGCCAGUAUUAGGGAAAAAAAUAAAUAAAAUAAAUACCAUGUAUGCAUUCACUAACUGUAAGUCGCUCUGGAUAACAGCAUCUGCUAAAUGACUAAAAUGUAAAUGUAAGUAUGUGUGGUGAUCUAUGGAUGUCUGUCUCUGGGCAGAAUGUUAGCUUCUCAUGGGCAUUACUGUGCUGCAACUAUAUGAACACAAGUGACUGAUGUUCCUCCUUGAGAGGAUAAAAAAUAUUAAAUAAGUGAACCUGUGUAGGGUGUGGUCUAAAGCUUGAGGAACUUGUCUCGUGGUUGUGGAUGUGUGUCUGCUGAACAGUGGGGCGUAUGAAUACUUGCUUGGAGCGCACACUAAAUAAUUGAGCCAUUGUAAAUGUUAGCUGUUUGUUCACUGGAAUGUCAUGGCGAGGGAGUUGUGCUUGUCAGAGGCCAUGCUCCUGUAUGCGCUCUGAGAUGAGACGAGUGAAACCAAGCAACCAGAGGUAGUGUCCUGAGGCUAUUUAGCUAACUACUGUACCGGUUCCCCAAAUGUGUGUGUGAGCCCUGAGUGCAGUCCAUGUUGAAUGUCCUCUUCUCUUUCCUCCUCUUCAGGAGAACCAGACGGCCCUGGAGAUAGCCCAGGCAGAGUGUCGAGAUGUUCUGCACAGACUGCUACCGAACGUGCCUCUGCCCACUGAACAGGUAAGGGCUCCCAUAAUAUAAUAAUAUGCCAUUUAGCAGACGCUUUUAUCCAAAGCGACUUAGUCAUGUGCGCAUACAUUUUUACGUAUGGGUGGUCCCGGGGAUCAAACCCACUACCCUGGCGUUACAAGCGCCAUUCUCUACCAAUUGAGCUACAGAGGAUCUAUGAUAUUUAUAUAUAUAUAUAUAUAUAUAUAUAUAUACACACACACACACACACACACACACACACACACACACACACACACACACACACACACACACAGUGGGGAGAACAAGUAUUUGAUACACUGCCGAUUUUGCAGGUUUUCCUACUUACAAAGCAUGUAGAGGUCUGUAAUUUUUUAUCAUAGGUACACUUCAACUGUGAGAGACGGAAUCUAAAACAAAAAUCCAGAAAAUCACAUUGUAUGAUUUUUAAGUAAUUAAUUUGCAUUUUAUUGCAUGACAUAAGUAUUUGAUACAUCAGAAAAGCAGAACUUAAUAUUUGGUACAGAAACCUUUGUUUGCAAUUACAGAGAUCAUACGUUUCCUGUAGGUCUUGACCAGGUUUGCACACACUGCAGCAGGGAUUUUGGCCCACUCCUCCAUACAGACCUUCUCCAGAUCCUUCAGGUUUCGGGGCUGUUGCUGGGCAAUUUGGACUUUCAGCUCCCUCCAAAGAUUUUCUAUUGGGUUCAGGUCUGGAGACUGGCUAGGCCACUCCAGGACCUUGAGAUGCUUCUUACGGAGCCACUCCUUAGUUGCCCUGGCUGUGUGUUUCGGGUCGUUGUCAUGCUGGAAGACCCAGCCACGACCCAUCUUCAAUGCUCUUACUGAGGGAAGGAGGUUGUUGGCCAAGAUCUCGCGAUACAUGGCCCCAUCCAUCCUCCCUUCAAUACGGUGCAGUCGUCCUGUCCCCUUUGCAGAAAAGCAUCCCCAAAGAAUGAUGUUUCCACCUCCAUGCUUCACGGUUGGGAUGGUGUUCUUGGGGUUGUACUCAUCCUUCUUCUUCCUCCAAACACGGCGAGUGGAGUUUAGACCAAAAAGCUCUAUUUUUGUCUCAUCAGACCACAUGACCUUCUCCCAUUCCUCCUCUGGAUCAUCCAGAUGGUCAUUGGCAAACUUCAGACGGGACAUGCGCUGGCUUGAGCAGGGGGACCUUGCGUGCGCUGCAGGAUUUUUAAUCCAUGACGGCGUAGUGUGUUACUAAUGGUUUUCUUUGAGACUGUGGUCCCAGCUCUCUUCAGGUCAUUGACCAGGUCCUGCCGUGUAGUUCUGGGCUGAUCCCUCACCUUCCUCAUGAUCAUUGAUGCCCCACGAGGUGAGAUCUUGCAUGGAGCCCCAGACCGAGGGUGAUUGACCGUCAUCUUGAACUUCUUCCAUUUUCUAAUAAUUGCGCCAACAGUUGUUGCCUUCUCACCAAGCUGCUUGCCUAGUGUCCUGUAGCCCAUCCCAGCCUUGUGCAGGUCUACAAUUUUAUCCCUGAUGUCCUUACACAGCUCUCUGGUCUUGGCCAUUGUGGAGAGGUUGUGGAGAGGUGUCUUUUAUACAGGUAACGAGGUCAAACAGGUGCAGUUAAUACAGGUAAUGAGUGGAGAACAGGAGGGCUUCUUAAAGAAAAACUAACAGGUCUGUGAGAGCUGGAAUUCUUACUGGUUGGUAGGUGAUCAAAUACUUAUGUCAUGCAAUAAAAUGCAAAUGAAUUACUUAAAAAUCAUACAAUGUGUUUUUCUGGAUUUUUGUUUUAGAUUCCGUCUCUCACAGUUGAAGUGUACCUAUGAUAAAAAUUACAUCUACAUGCUUUGUAAGUAGGAAACCCUGCAAAAUCGGCAGUGUAUCAAAUACUUGUUCUCCCCACUGUAUAUGUAUAUAUAUGUAUAUGUAUAUGCAAUUCAGCAGACGCUUUUAUCUAAAUCGACUUAGUCAUACUUGCAUAAAUUGUACGUAUAUGGGUGGUCUCUGAAAUUGAACCGACUAUACAGCCAUUGCAAGCGCCAUGCUCUACCAACUGAGCUACAGAGGACCACAUGAUGUGAUAUUCAAUUAUAAGUUAAUAUUUUCAUGUCCUAUAGUUUUCUAUCUUCACUACCGUCUUCUCUCUCAGAACCACCGGGAGUGGCUGCAGAGGUUUGAGACUGCAGUGAGAGAGGCCGCAGCAGCAGAGCCCAACCCUGCCCCUGAAGCAGCACCUGAACCAGCUCCAGAGGGCUCCGAGGACACCAAGGUGACGUCACAGCCUUUACGGUUUCUUAAAAAAUAGUUGUAUGUUUUCAAAUGUCUGAGAACUGAGGUGGAAAGAAGUGUAACCAGUGCUGUUCCUUUCACCAGGUAUUGGCUGAAAAGCUGAAGGAAUCUGAAGAGGCCCAGAAGGUUCUACAGAAAGAUUGUGAGACGUACAAGAAAGUGUUGGCUGAGACGGUGAGGAGAUGCUCUCUGUCAGUGUCCUGUAGAUAAUGCUAUAAAGGCCUCAGUUUUUGUUUUUACACUGCUGCUACUCGCUGUUUAUUAUCUAUGCAUAGUCACAUGACACAUUACCUCGACUAACCUGUCGAUAACAUUGACUCGGUACCGGUACCCCCUGUAUAUAGCAUUGUUAUUGUUAAUGUCAUUUUCUUGUUACUUUUUUAUUAUUUUUUCUUUUUUACUUUAGUUUAUUUAGUAAAUAUUUUCUUAACUCUAUUUCUUGAACUGCAUUGUUGGUUAAGGGCUUGUAAGUAAGCAUUUCACAGUAAUGGAAUUCCGCGCAAGUGACAAAUACAAUUAUUUUAUUUGAUUGUGCCUUUUAAACUAACCUGUAAUACCCUUUACUGUCCACAGGAGGGCAUCCUUCAGCGUCUCCAGAGCAGUGUGGAGAAGGAGGAGUCUCGCUGGAAGGUGAAGCUGGAUCUGUCACAGACAGAGCUGAAAGAGGUGAACACUGAAGACCAUUCAAUCAAACUCAAUUUGUAUUUAUAUUGUCCUUUUAACCACAAUAUAAUUGGUAUGUGUGGUGCUUAUGGUCACUCUCCUGCCCUCUCUUUCCUAGAUGAGCGAGAAAGUUGCAGCACUGGAGCAGGAGGUAGACAGACUGAGCGACAGCGGGGAGUUGGACAACGUCAGUCCUUCAGUUACACACUUAACACAUCUCUCAGCAAUUGUAUUAGUCACUUUACAUCAGUUGACUCAUUAAAUGUAAGUGAUUUUCAUAGGUCAAAAUUCCUUGUUUUGUUCUUCCAUAGUUGAUAAAAGACAAGCAGCACCUUGAGUCUGAGCUGGAGAAAGCAGAGCGUGAGAGCGCCACCUAUGUGACAGAGGUCAGAGAGGUGAGCUGACUAUACUUCCUGUCAUCUACCAGUCAUACUCAGUCAUGUCAUAGUGAUUAUCCAUCUAUGUAGUCAUUCCCCUCUGCAUUGUUUGUGGGUGGCAGUGUACUGUAUGUUUAUGGUGCAUGUCUCUGUGUUUACUGUUUGUGGUAUCCACCAUUGUGUUUGUACAUGCAACAAUUGCACAUUACAUUCAUAGUUCAUACACCACACAGUUCAUUCUGGUAUGUUCUGUUAUAGAAUUUGGUUGAAAUGGUUACACACUUUACACAAUAACUUACAGAACUUGUAUUUCUCACACUAACAAAUCAGACUGAGUCUGCCCUGUUGUUGUUAAAACAUUGGAGUCACUGCAGUUACACAGAACAAAAACAUUGUCAUUCAUAUCACCACAUAAUUCCUCCAUUGAUUGAGAAUGUGUUUUAUGUAGAUGCUUGUAGAGCAUUGAUUAAAGGUAGAAAAACCAACCAAACAGCUUGAUGCUAUAGGCUAGUACACUCUCGCCCUAGCAGCCGAUCGACCACCCCGUUCCCCUGCUUCAACUGUGUAGCGUUCUUUCCACUGGCUCCCCGGAUCCCACAGCUACCCGUUAAAAACAUCUCACACUUCAUUUCAGCUCAAAGAUCUGUUGACUGAACUGCAGAGCAAACUUGAUGGCUCUUAUAAAGAAGCAGUCAGGCAGAAUGAGGAGCUGAAUUUGGUAAGCCUUGCUCACCCAUAUAGGCAGAGCUUCCAUAACCUGUCCCUCCUCCCUACUGCACCACCCAACGUUAUCUCUGGGGUCACCACCUGCCUAGAGAAUACAGGGUCCUCCGAGUCCUCUGGGAGUCAGUACAUCUAUCUACAACCUAUGGAUACAGUAGUGAUAUAAGCUCAAAUGCAACAUUGGCUAAACUGUUUUUAUAUACAAGAUGCAUGCAUAAGGUGUGUUUUCUUUGCUUUUUAGGAGCCAGUUAUAUUCUUAGUGUAACGUUAGACUGGAGUAUUAGUAUCAUAGGUUAUAGAUGAUGGACCACCCUUACUCUGUGAUAGGACAGACUAACAAUCAAUCAUCAAAUGUCAUAAAGUGCUAUACAGAAACCCAGCCUAAAACCCCAAACAGCAAGCAAUGCAGAUGUAGAAGCAUGGUGGCUACGAAAAUCUCCCUAGAAAGGCAGAAACCUAGAGAGCAACCAGGCUCUGAGGGGUGGCCAGUCCCCUUUUGGCUGUGCCUUGUGGAGAUUAUAACAGUACAUGGCCAUUAAGGCCAGAUUUUUCUCCAAGAUCUUCAAACGUUCAUAGAUGUCCAACAGGGUCAAAUAAUAAUCACAGUGGUUUUAGAGGUUGCAACAGGUCAGUACAUCAGGAGUAAAUGUCACUUGGCUUUUCAUAGCCGGGCAUUUAGAGGUUGAAAUAGCAGGUGCAGUAGAGGGAGAGAGUUGAAAACUAACACACACUACUGUUUCCACUCUGUACAUGAUCUACUAUGCCAUCACUACUACUAACAGGCUUAUAGUGGCUUACUGCUACUCCUGCACAAUAAGCUUUUCCAUGUCAGCCAUCUUUGGGGAUACAUUAUAUGCUUUCAACUGCACACACACUUUCAUCGCUUAAUCAUUCUUCUGCCUCCACACACAGUUGGAACAUUUUCAAUGUCUGUCUCGUUGUCUUGUCUGUCUCGUCUUGCCUCCCUCUGUCUGUGAACAUCUUCAAGGAUAACUAAAACAUCUCUGCUGGUUUUUCAUUGAUAAUACAACAUUUAAUAUCUUUAUCAGUCUCUAGCUAAUCAUUAAAUAGCUAGUUUAGUAGAGACAUAACUGACAUCAGUUGCCAUAAGUAGCUAUUUAUACAUGUCUCAACCACUCUAAAAGCCAAGUGAAACCACUGUUGGUGUAUGCAAAACAGAGAUGUUGUCAUUUGUCUUGGUAUAAAUAUUUGAAUACCACCUCAGUUAUGCAAAUUCCCCCCUCCAAACAGUUUGAGAUCAGAUUUCACCAGGAGUGGGGCUGUCAUUGUCAUGUGUUAAUUGUCUCAUCUCUGGUGUUUGGUUGCAGCUGAAGACCCAGCUGACUGAGACUCUGUCCAAACUGGAGACCGAGGAGUGUGAGAGGCAGAAGGUGGCUGGAGAUCUCUAUAAGGUAAGACGGCCCCUUGUCUCUCAGGAUUGGACUACCUUUAGUUUGUUUGGAUUUACAUUGCUGUUAGAGAAACAAUUAGUCACCAGUCCAAGUCUAGAAAGAAACAACUUACUCUAGGAGCUAGGGAUGUUAACGGUUAGCCGCCGAAAAUACAUUUCACCAGUCAUGCUUAUCGGUCUAAUUUGCAUAAUUGUGUGGUAUUAAAUUGGCGAGUGUGUAUUUUCGUUAGUCGUCAUGCAUCUUAUUUAUCACACGUGCACAGCAUACCAAGCCUAGUUUGAGGAGCGCUCAAAAAGUCUGUAGGCUACCGAAAUGAAACCUGCGUUUGUAAGCCCAGUCAUUGUGCAACAAAUAACAAUUCUGGCCACGAUUAAAAGGAGCUAUUUUUAUUUCUCAAUCUCAACUCGUAAUUAAAGCGCGCCUCCAAUUCGCCGUUCGGAUGCAUAGGCUAUAGCCUGCCUACUGUUGACUAUCAACGCGUCACCCACCACUUUGCAAUGUGAGUUUGAGGCAGUAUAAUUGUUUGAAACCUGAAUGUUUUAGUUUACUUCAAAUAAUGAGGCAUGUCUUACCUUGCUUCAAAGUAGCCUUGCGAAAAUCCAUCUGUAGAAACGUAGAUGCAAUUAUUUUAUAAAGACUUCCUCAUGCCAUUAACUGGCAUUUCUCUCCUGUUCUAUUGGUUUUCAUAACUUUAUUUCGUUGUCCAGAAGCCAAAGGCACAAUCCUAGUCAUAUUAGCAACCCAUCAUAGUUGUUGCUAUUAGAUUCCCCCUCUUUCUAAGUUUCUAACUGAGAUUUAAAUCAGUCACAACUGCUCGUAUUAGGAUAGAGCUGUGUUUUCCGCUAAUUGCAUUUUGGCCAAUGUUUGAAAAUGAUGUUUUAUUAGCUGCUUCAUUACAGCAGUUGCAUGUUCAAUAAUAGGCUAUAGCCUUUUGAACUGUAAGAUGAUAGGCUUGCUAUUGUUGCAUGUUUCCAUUAAGGUCUUAAUGAAAAAUGUCCUGUGCAUGCAUAGUAUCAGAGAGGAAGAGGCAAAGCGAGAGUGAAAUCCGUCCAAAAUAAAAAGUUUCUAUGGGCUUAUUUUGGGCCUAAGCUUGUCGCCUGUCUUCCUGCCUUGGGCCAACUCUCAUUGUUAGGGUGGAAACAUACGCAUCUCAUCAUUAUAUACAGAUCUCUAAUAGUAUUUUCUGUUGGUCACGUAAUUUUACUGUUUGGAAUUAUUUUGACCAAGAUUUGCAUCCCUACUAGGAGCUAAAUACACACUGAGCAUUUUAAUAUGUGGAUGUGUUGAACACACUUAUAUUACCUGAAAUGUAAGCUUAAAUGUUUCUUGUAAUUUCCCCCACCCUGCUCCACCUCAGGCCCAGCAGUCUCUGGACCUGAUCCAGGAGGAGCUCUUCAAAGAGACUGGCCAGGGUGACCUGAUAGAGAACAGCAACCUCUCAUCACACGUAAGACUUACUGGAGGGGGAAGGGGAACUGUUUGUGGCUGUAUGUUAAAGACAGUCCGUUGCACUUAUUAUCUAGGUAGUGUAAAUUCAUGGUAAAAACAAAGGUAUCUCGCUACUAGUAGUUGUAGUAUUGAUAGUUAGUAGAUGUAGUUGUGUAUUGAAUCUAACCAGUCUUUAAAUAGGGGUUGUUUUAUUGACAAGUAGGUGUAGUUAUAUUAAAAGUGACUAGAGGGUAGUAACUAACCCGUCACUGUGUCCUUCAGGAGGAGAUUGACAGGAAGGAGAAAAAGACGGCAGGGCUGAACCAAACUGUGAGGGAACUGCAGCAGCUGCUACAGGCCGUCAACCGGCAACUCACCAAGAGACAGGAGGCGGUACGACGUUGUAUUUAUUAUGGAUCCACAAUAUAAAAAUACAGCCAUCGAAAGAAGGCUUUAAAAUAUAGAAAAAAAUCAAUGUACAAAUUGAAAAGGACAUUUACUGAAGUAAAUGUGUGUGCUUGCUAGUCUUGCAUUAUUUAUGGUUGUGAAAUAGUAGUAGUGGUAGUGACAGCGGUAGGAAUAUGGUUUUCAUAGGCUAUGGGUUAGUUAUAGUGACCUAUUUUAGGGCGGUUUGUAGGUGUGUAGUUAUUAUAGUGGGAUAUACAGUGCAUUCGGAAAGUAUUCAGACCCCCUUUUCCACAUUUUGUUACGUUACAGCCUUAUUCUAAAAUUGAUUAAAUAAAUAAAAAAUCCUCAUCAAUCUACACACUACCCCAUAAUGACAAAAUGAAAACAGGUUUUUAGAAUUCUUUGCAAAUGCAUUAUAAAUAAAAAACAGAUACCUCAUUUACAUAAGUAUUCAGACCCUUUGCUAUGAGACUCGAAAUUGAGCUCAGGUGCAUCCUGUUUCCAUUGAUCAUCCUUGAGAUGUUUCUACAACUUGAUUGGAGUCCACCUGUGGUAAAUUCAAUUGGUUGGACAUGAUUUGGAAAGGCACACACCUGUCUAUAUAAGGUCCCACAGUUGACAGUGCAUGUCAGAGCAAAAACCAAGCCAUGAGGUCGAAGGAAUUGUCCGUAGAGCUCAGAGACAGGAUUGCGUCAAGGCACAGAUCUGGGGAAGGGUACCAAAAAAAUUCAGAGAACACAGUGGCCUCCAUCAUUCUUAAAUGGAAGAAGCUGGCCGCCUGGCCAAACUGAGCAAUCGAGGUAGAAGGGCCUUGGUCAGGGAGGUGACCAAGAACCUGAUGGUCACUCUGACAGAGCUCCAGAGUUCCUCUGUGGAGAUGGGAGAACCUUCCAGAAGGACAACCAUCUCUGCAGCACUCCACCAAUCAGGCCUUUAUGGUAGAGUGGCCAGACGGAAGCCACUCCUCAGUAAAAGGCACAUGACAGCCUGCUUGGAGUUUGCCAAAAGGCACCUAAAGGACUCUCAGACCAUGAGAAACAAGAUUAUCUGGUCUGAUGAAACCAAGAUUGAACUCAUUGGCCUGAAUGGAGGAAACCAGGCACCGCUCAUCACCUGGCCAAUACCAUCCCUACGGUGAAGCAUGGUGGUGGCAACAUCAAGCUGUGGGGAUGUUUUUCAGCGACAGGGACUGGGAAACUAGUCGGGAUCGAGGGAAAUAUGAACGGAGCAAAGUACAGAGAGAUCCUUGAUGAAAACCUGCUCCAGAGCGCUCAGGACCCCAGACUGGGGCGAAGGUUCAUCUUCCAUCAGGACAACGACCCUUAGCACACAGCCAAGACAACGCAGGAGUGGCUUCGGGACAAGUCUCUGAAUGUCCUUGAGUGGCCCAGCCAGAGCCCGGACUUGAACCCGAUCGAAGAUCUCUGGAGAGACCUGAAAAUAGCUGUGCAGCGACGUUCCCCAUCCAACCUGACAGAGCUUAAGAGGAUCUGCAGAGAGGAAUGGGAGAAACUCCCCAAAUACAGGUGUGCCAAGCUUGUAGCGUCAUACCCAAGAAGAUUUGAGGCCUGUAAUCCCUGCCAAAGGUGCUUCAACAAAGUACUGAGUAAAGGGCCUGAAUACUUAUGUAAAUAUGAUAUUUCCAUUUUUUAUUUGUAAUACAUUUGCAAACAUUUCUUGCUUUGUCUUUAUGGGGUAUUGCGUGUAGAUUGAUGAGAAUUUAACAAAAAAAUAAUUUUAGGAUAAGGCUGUAACGUGACUGUGGAAAAAGUGAAGGGGUUUGAAUAUUUUCCAAAUGCACUGUUGUUGGCUAGUAUAGUAGGCUAGAGUGAGUACCAUAGCAUCAUAAGCCAUAUAAUGUGUUUUUAAGCUCUCAAAAUGGUUUAGUUUCAACAUUCUGAAAGUUGUGGCAUUGAUUUCAGUUUAGAAUGUUGAAGCCUGCAUUCCACCGUUGAAAUGAAUGGAGAUACAACAAUCUCUAUAGCUUAUGAAUGGUUGCAAGAAGCUGUGUUGUAGCCAUCUAAGUUGAGUCAGUCUGCACAUUUCCACGUUGGGUUGGUGAUUGUAGCUGAAACAGAUCAAGAGCAGUGGUGAAUAAAAUGUUUUCCUUUUGAAGUCUAUGGAGCUUUUAUGCAAAUGUUUAACUGUUAUUAUUCAAAUGUGCAAAUAGCAUGAACAGUCUUUUGACAAGCAAUUUAAGUUGAGUCAUUCUGUACAUGUCAACGUUGGUUUGGUGUUUGUUUGCUUUAACGGUUCCAGAGCAGUAGCGGAUCCAAAUACUUCCCAUUGAAGCCCAUGGAGCUUUUAGGAACAUUUUUAAAAUGGUUAUAGUUCAAAAAGCAUAAAUGGUUGAAGUCUAGGCACGGCGCAACAUUUUACCAUUCAAGUCUAUGGCUGUUGAAAUACAUUGGAAUUUAUGCAAAUUUGGAUUUAGUGUCAAAAGUAUAAGUAGUAUACUAGUGCUAGUUGAUUUGGUGUUGGUAACUUUUUUUGACAGGUUCCAGCAGAAGGAGAAUAAUAAUAAGUGUGAACAGUUUCUUAAAUUGUACUUGGUUUUCAGCAAGCACAUCUGUUAAAUCGGGGGUGUAACUGGCAAGCAAUUCUUCCUUGUAACACUAAAGAGGUCUUGAACUGUGCUUUUUUUUGCAGGAAUCGGACAAAGACUCGCCUGAAGCAUAGGGAGGGGAUGAUGGACACUCCCAACCUUACUACAAAGACCACCCCCGACCUCCCCACCACCUCUCCUAUCAUGGCCUCUCCUCUCCUGUCACACUCCUCUCUUUCCCCUUCACCUGUACUGUAGGCAGCCUCUUGCUGAUCCUCUGUCCCUGCCCGCCGCUUACCUCUAACCUCUGACCUCCACCUGCUCCUCCUCAGCAGGGUCAGGGAGAGAACUCGCUGGGCCCCAGAGGAGAGGGGCUCCCUCACACUACACACACACUCCGGACACCAAACUAGACCUUACUACUGCAAAGUCCCACCACAUUCCAUGAUCCCUACAGUAGCACAGCCAGCGCUAAAGACAUCCUACACAUGUCAGACUGUGGCAUCUCCCCCCGUUUUCCCCCUUUUUUCAAUGGAAAAUUUUGAAUACAGAUGUAGUUUUUCCUGUUAGUUUUCUUUGUCCAGAGGGUGAUGAAGUGGAUUCCUACUUUAUUAAAUGAACUUUGGGUUCUUUCCUUUUUUAAGUUAAAAAGGAAAAAUGUAUUGUUAAAGUAACUGUUAGGACCUGCUGACCUUACACUACAAUUGUUCUCUUUGACUCCUUUGCUGAAAACUCACAUACUGUAAAUGUGCAUUGAUUCAUGAAUACAUAGAUACUGUAUAUGCAUACUUUGGCUGAGUAUUUUGGAGGGGCAAGGGCAUAAGGGAGGGUCCCAGCAUGUCAGACGGGUCACUAAGUAACUGUAACCAUGGAGAUGCAUGGAGGAAGUCUGUAAGUGCAGAGCCAGUAGGAGGGGUGCUGUGACCCGGCCUCGCUGUGGGAGCAGUAGGACAGGUCUACAGAGUAGAGGUUUUAAUCCUACUGUAACUACUUUAGGAAGAGGUGUCCCAUAUAAUCUGUUAUCAACACUCGCUGUAUUGUUGCUAAUUUCAUUAACACAGAACAUUUCGUUUUUGUAAAAGGUGACCGUUAAUAAAAGGGAUGCUUAAUAAAUCUG